Molecule: messenger RNA, 1533 nt
Organism: Macrosiphum euphorbiae (potato aphid)
Lineage: Eukaryota; Metazoa; Arthropoda; Insecta; Hemiptera; Aphididae
Source: the annotation of a GenBank genome assembly
AUGUUGCCAAGCGUGGUAUUUUGUUCGGUUUUAUGUAUCACCACCACCGUUAUAAGGGCGGCAAACAUAUUGGUCUUCAUGCCUUUACCGAUUAAAAGCCAUGUCCGUGGAUUCCAACCGUUGUUCGAAGAAUUGUCAAACCGAGGGCACAAUGUAACCGUAGUCAGUUCAUUCCCUCUAGAUCGCACGAUUGCCAACUACACAGAUAUAGGACCAUUUAUAGACAAAACAAGAGGGAGAAACGUAAUGGAUUUAGUACGCAUGAACUUUGUAACAUCAGUUCAGUUGAAAUGGCGCAUUGGGAUACAACUAUCAGAAAUGGUCAUGUCACAUAGAAAUAUGAAACAAUUCGUUCGAUCUAAUUCAAACUCGUUCGAUUUGGUUAUGGUCGAAACUUUCGGUCAAGAAUAUGCUGUGGCCAUGGGUCACAAAUUCAAGGCCCCUGUCAUUAAUCUAGCACCAGCAAUGAUCUGGGCCAGUAUCAGCAAAUGGCUGCACGUCCCUUCCACGUUUUCGUACAUACCGGAUGCGUGUACCCAAUCAACCAGUGACAUGGGUUUCGUCGAACGUCUAAAGAACACUAUUACUGGGUUCAUGCAAUCAUAUGUAGAAAAUUACAUGUAUUUACCCAAAACGAAGGAAGUUAUGAACACAUACCUCAAGUACAAGGGCUGGGAAUCUAGGCCUCCACUCGAGCAUAUGUUGAACAAUGUAUCACUAACACUGGUCAACUCUCAUAACGCGAUUGGUAUAUCUAGACCAUACCUUCCGGGUAUCAUUGAGGUGGGUGGGAUGCACAUCAAAGACCCAAAACCUCUGCCCAAAAAUCUUCAAACAUUUUUAGAUGCAGCAGAUCAAGGAGUAAUAUUUUUUAGUUUUGGUACUCUGGUUAAUUUAAAUGACUUACCUAAAGAAAAAUUUAAUGUUUUUAUUAAUGUCCUUGGAAGAUUAAAACAAAAAGUAAUAAUAAAAUGGACACCCGAAGAUAGUAAUGUAAAGCUGUCUCAAAACAUCAUGACUGGUUCGUGGUUUCCACAAAGAGAUAUUUUAGCUCAUCCAAAUGUAAUACUUUUCAUUACUCAUGGAGGAUUACAUAGCUUAGAAGAAACUGUUUGUAAUGCAAAACCUAUAGUCGGAGUACCUUUUUUCGCUGAACAGAAUUUUAACAUGAAAAUAGUUGAGGAAAAAGGUUAUGGCAAACUAGUAAAUUUUUUUGAAAUAACUGAAGAAUCCUUUGGAAAUGCUAUCGAUGAAGUGUUGUCCGACGUCACGUUUAAAGAGAAGGCAAUGAGACAAAGUCUGGUAUACAAAGAUCAACCAAUGAAACCUCUAGAUCGUGCUGUUUACUGGGUCGAGUAUGUUAUUCGGUAUGGUGGAGCUGGACAUUUAAAAAGUGACUCCAUAGGGUUAAAUGAUUUACAGUAUUUUUUGUUUGACAUCUCAUUCAUUUUAUUUCUUUCUUUUGGACUGAUUGCUUGGUUGUGUAAUUUUUUAAUUGCAAAAGUUAUGUUUAAACAUUUAAAAGCAACUUAA